AUGGCGCUGCUGUACCGCGCGACGCGGCUAAAGGACCGCGCCGACACCCACGUGUUCACCUUCGUGGUGACACGCUCGGCCACGCGCGAGCCCGACCGCGAUGUCACCUCCAAGGACUUCUGCUGCGCCCACCAGCGCUGGGCUGUUGCUUUCAGUCGCACCGACGCUUCGCUCGGUGUGUACUUGGUGUGGCGUGGUGCGUGCGAAGGCAUGCGGGUUUAUGUCGAUUUUACGUUCACACUCCUGAGCCGCGAUCAUUUUACGGCCAAUGAAGGAUUUUCCGGCAAACAGGUGCGCUUCAGCGCAGGCUGUGCCGCGCAGGGCCGUGGUCGUUGCGUGUCCAUCGCUGAACUUAACACCAAGUUCGCUGAUGCGAGGGGUGAGUUCCAACUGGAGCUCAGCAUGUCGCGGGUACGCACGCUAUACUCUUGUGAAUUGCGCGCGCCCCGCCUCGAUACACCACCCAUAGCUUUUGCCGGAUUUGACUGGCAGGUGUCGGCAACUGGUGGCGGUGGAAAGGAGCCACUGACAUUACGGCUAAUGAGAUUAUCAGGAGAAGGACAACGCUGUCGUGUACGAUAUGCACUUGCGCUUGGUGAGGGCGAAAGAAGACUACAUUCAGGCCCGUUAGAGUGUGUUUGUGAUGCUGAUGGACGAACGCCACCUUGGAACCCUCGACCACCGUCCCGACUUCUAACUAAAGGGGUUCGGUUAACUGUAGAACUGGUGUGGGCACGUGCGAUUGCCGAACUGGCGGUGCCAGCAGCUGGCCGCGCGGCUACAUGCUACGACCGCGACAAGCAGGCGUGGGCGGUGCGCUGCGACAUGCACUCUGAGAUGGUGCGGUUGCAUAUGUUGUACCGCGACGUGCACCACGUACCACGCAACCACUUGCGUUACGUGAGCUGGUCUGCUUGGCUUGUGAGGUCGGGUGUGGCAGCUGGUGAACCUGAUGCCGAAGAACUACCCGGAGCACCUUUCGAACAUUACUACGCACAAGACAGUGCUGAUGAAGGGCUCAUGAUGGAGACAGCUUUACGCGUAGAGGACAUGUCUCGACCAGGCAGCGCAUUCUUACAUCCAGGUGGUGAAUUGCGUGUACGUCUCGAAUGGGGCGAUACUUACCUACUUUUUCAAGCUACUUACCAUGUAUAUGAUGACCUUUGUCGGCUGCACGCGCAUCAGAUGAGGCGCGAGAUUGCUGUGCUCCAGGCGGAGAACUAUUCGUUGGAGCGACAGCUGUUUAGCUAUCAAAAAAGCCUGGCCUACGCACAGGCGCAGGCGGGCGAACCGGCAGUGGCGGAGGCGAGUGGAAGGCGCUCUCCUGCGGAGCGCUCGCUCUCUACCGACACGGAGUAUGCGUGA
Messenger RNA from Spodoptera exigua (beet armyworm), 1365 nucleotides. Lineage: Eukaryota; Metazoa; Arthropoda; Insecta; Lepidoptera; Noctuidae. The record is from the annotation of a GenBank genome assembly.